GUCGGCUUGAAAGUCCUUCUGUACCAGCUUUUCAACAAAUCUUUCGCCUUGCCAGGUACUCAGUAAUGAGUGAAGGUUCAUAAAAGGAUCUGUGUACCUUAGAAGCAAUGGAAAGUAAGGGUGCAGAGGGGUCCCCAUCAGACCUCAAUCUGGUCGCUCACCCUAGAGCAAAAAGUAAGGUAUGGAAAUACUUUGGGUUUGACACUGAUGCCGAUGGAUGUAUACUGCACUGGAAGAAAAUAUACUGUCGAAUAUGCAUGGCCCAGAUUGCAUAUUCAGGGAACACUUCCAACCUCUCUUACCACUUGGAGAAGAACCAUCCAGAUGAGUUUUGCGAGUUUGUGAAAAGCAACACGGAGCAGAUGAGGGAGGCGUUUGCCACUGCUUUCUCCAAGCUCAAACCAGAGUCCUCCCACUGGCUUGCACAGGAGACAUUAUCCAUGAAGCAGAACUCUGAGUAUGAGAGCAAGAAGCACACUGACUUGACCUCUGCAGUCAUCAGUUUCAUCUGUGAGGGGAUGUACCCUGCAUCUAUUGUAGAUGAACCCACUUUUAAAUCACUUCUGAAAACUGCUGACCCCAGGUAUGUGCCUCCCAGCAGAAACUACUUGACUGCUAAGGUGAUUCCUCAGAAAUACUACCUGGUCCGGGAAUCUGUGUUUAAGGAGCUUGCAGACGUUGUCUGGUGUGGCAUUUCUACUGACCUGUGGAGAAGCCAAGUGCAGAAUAGGACGUACAUCUCGCUGUCUGCCCACUUUCUGAGCAACUGCCCUUCCAACAGUCUGUGCAUGACCGUCAGGUGCUUGAAAACGUUUGAAGUGCCCGAAGACAACACUGCUGAAAGCAUCACUCGUGCAUUAUAUGAGGCCUUUGUCGAAUGGGCAAUCAAUCCCAAAAUCUAUGGUGCCACCACCAAUGGUGCCCCAGAUGUGGUGAAAGCUUGCUCGCUCCUGGACCUUUCUGUGCAGAUGCCUUGCUUUGGUCACACUGUCAAUCAAGGUAUAAACCAAGCCUUUGAGCUUCCGAGACUCAGCAGCUUUUUGGGCCACUGCCGCAAACUGGUGGAAUACUUCCAGCAGUCCGUGGUAGCUAUGUACCUCCUGCGGGAAAAGCAGAAACAGCAAGGCCUAACCCAGUGCAUGCUUAUCAGUGACAGGGUCACGUGCUGGGUCAGCACUCUUGCCAUGCUUCAACGCCUGAAAGAGCAACAGUUUGUCAUUGCAUCAGUCCUCAUGGAAGACAGCAACAACCACCAUUUGAUGUUAGAGGCCACAGAGUGGAGCAUGGUAGAGGGCCUAGUUGAACUCCUACUGCCUUUCAGGCUUGUGGCAGACAUGAUGACAUCCUGCAGAUACCCCACAAUUAGCAUGGUGAAACCAGUGUUGCACAUGUUACUAAAUACAACCCUGAAAGUCAAAGAUUCUGAUCUCAAGGAGGUGAGCAUGGCUAAGGAGGUUAUCGCGAAGGUGCUGUCUUCCACCUAUCAGCAGACACCUGAGAUUGACAUGUUUCUCAAUGUUGCCACAUUCAUAGAUCCCCGUUACAAGAAGCUUCCAUUCCUCUCCCCCUUUGAGCGUGCACAGGUGGAAAGUCGAGUGUUGGAGGAAGCCAAAGCUCUUCUGGAAAGACGUAAGGAUGAGUCAGCUAGUCCAGAGGAGUCUCAGCAGUUCUCGGAGGAGCCUCCCAGUAAAAGGCAGGCUGUUGGCACCCCUCCCCCUUCCAGCAAUGCCAGCAACCUAUUGGCUGUGAUAUUUUGCCAGUCAGGUGUUGAAGAAAACCAAGAAGAGCUGCACGCCCAGGUUGUGGAGGAGUUAAGUAACUUUAAGUCACAGAAGGUCUUGGGCCUCAACGAAGACCCUCUUCGUUGGUGGUCUGACCGCAUGGCCUUGUUUCCUACCCUUCCAAAAGUUCUGCAGAAGUACUGGUGCAUCCCUGCCACGAGUGUCCUGCCACACAGACUGUUCAGCUCAUCAGGCAAUGUCCUGAGUGGGAAGAGGAACCGCUUGGCCCCUGCUCAUGUUGACCAGCAGGUUUUUCUGUAUGAAAACACGCACAGCUGCUAUGAUGCCGAGCCAGCAGAAGAGGAUGAGGGCGAAUGGGGCGUGGAACAGGACCAAGGGUUGGGUGUAGGUGAUUCAGUAGCUGUGCAGACCAGUGUUAUGAACACAAAGGAUAUUUUCUUGUGAGCUGUGACCUUUAUGUAGAAUGUGCAUGUUAGAUCUGUGAAUUUUUUUCUGUAACAGGGUUUUGUUGCUUUUGGAGGACCGAUAUAUUCCUCUUCUUUCCAACACCGUGCU
Messenger RNA from Megalops cyprinoides (Indo-Pacific tarpon), 2297 nucleotides. Its product is annotated as zinc finger BED domain-containing protein 1-like. Gene Ontology annotation, molecular function: DNA binding; protein dimerization activity. NCBI's taxonomy places the organism in Eukaryota, Metazoa, Chordata, Actinopteri, Elopiformes, Megalopidae. The record is from RefSeq and is a predicted model, not a curated record. The coding region runs from base 108 to 2186 and encodes 692 amino acids. The transcript is spliced from 2 exons.